AUGACGCGGCAGCCAGGCUGCGUUCAGUCCCCUAGCGCCUGGCGGGUAGGCGAGUGUGGCCGGGGCGAGGGCGAGUGUGGCCGGGGCGAGGGCGAGUGUGGCCAGUGCGAGGGCGAGUGUGGCCGGAGCGAGGGCGAGUGUGGCCGGAGCGAGGGCGAGUGUGGCCGGAGCGAGGGCGAGUGUGGCCGGGGCGAGGGCGAGUGUGGCCGGGGCGAGGGCGAGUGUGGCCGGGGCGAGGGCGAGUGUGGCCGGAGCGAGGGCGAGUGUGGCCGGGGCGAGGGCGAGUGUGGCCGGGGCGAGGGCGAGUGUGGCCGGAGCGAGGGCGAGUGUGGCCGGAGCGAGGGCGAGUGUGGCCGGAGCGAGGGCGAGUGUGGCCGGAGCGAGGGCGAGUGUGGUCGGGGCGAGGGCGAGUGUGGCCGGAGCGAGGGCGAGUGUGGCCAGUGCGAGGGCGAGUGUGGCCGGGGCGAGGGCUAG
Messenger RNA from Bacillus rossius redtenbacheri, 474 nucleotides. RefSeq names its product keratin-associated protein 5-1-like. NCBI's taxonomy places the organism in Eukaryota, Metazoa, Arthropoda, Insecta, Phasmatodea, Bacillidae. The record is from RefSeq and is a predicted model, not a curated record. The transcript has a single exon. Bases 1 to 474 code for a protein of 157 amino acids.